Messenger RNA from Chiloscyllium plagiosum (whitespotted bambooshark), 6520 nucleotides. RefSeq lists its product as uncharacterized. NCBI's taxonomy places the organism in Eukaryota, Metazoa, Chordata, Chondrichthyes, Orectolobiformes, Hemiscylliidae. The record is from RefSeq and is a predicted model, not a curated record.
CAUUACAGCUGGAUGUGCUUACUCAGCUCACAGCAGCCAAAGGAAGGGAGACUGGCUGUUCCAAAUGUGUGAUACAGCUUGGACUCACAGAAGCUGUGGCUUUAUCCAGAGAUGUGUUUAGAUUUGAAGAACAGAUUUCUUCCAAUUCAACUGUGAAACAGAGUCACUGAUUGCACGCUCCAGUUAAUGAAAGCCCAAAUCUGGGUCAAAGAUACCUUCUGCGGAGUAAGAAAAGACAUAUAUCAAACUCAGCUCCCUGUCCAAGAGGGUUUGCUGGAUUCUGAAAGUGAAAGGGAUUUUCUGUGUCUGCAGCACCAGCUGAGGCUGAGCUUAUGAAGAGACUGUAACAUUACAGAGUGUGUGACAAAGGUAACUCAACAGCAGGGAUCACAUAAUUUCACUUCAAAGAAACAAACAUUUCAAACAUCAAUGUGAGUUGCAAGAUCCAUGUGGUGAUGGAGCACCGAGAUGUGAUACAGACCUGGUGGCUUCUUCUCAUCUGUUCCAGUAUCAUUAAAGCUAUCACUUUCCCUCCUACUAAAGACUCAGCCAGUGACAGCUCUCUAUUCAGUAAUCCAACCUUUAUUUAUUCGGCUGAAGUUGAGCAGAGCUUGAACUCAGUUGCUAUGAGUGACUCAUCCAACCGCCCUUCUCUGCCUUUGCUUGAGAUGUCCAACAAGAAUUCAGUUCAUGGCACACAUUUCUUCCCACCAAACAUGAGCAAGUCCCCACGACACCUGAGGAGGCCUCUGAGUGAAAAUGGCUUUGAUUUUAGCGGGGAUGAUGAGGAUGUUGACAGUGAGGAUGAUUUCAAUUUUGAAACAACUGAAAAGGACGUUUUUGAAUCUGAACAGUUUAUUUUAGAAAACACAUCUGUUCCACUGGUCCCUUCUGCUCGCAUGAGUGAAAACACUGACCAUUCGUUAUUGAGGCCGUCUGAAAGUACACCAGAUUAUCAAACAAUUCAAACACAUCAAAGUCUCAGAAAUACUCAAGGUGGCAGAAUGGUAGAUGCCAGAACUUUCCUCCAAAGGCCCACAGCUUCAUCUUCAAUUGAUUCCCCUGUUUUCGAGGUCACUGCUCACCACACAGUUCUUGAAAAGCUAACAGACAGACACAUCGCCACCCUUGGGAAAAUGGGUCAAACAUCAACUCAAAUUCAUUCAGCAACUGAGCAACGAUAUUUGCUCACUAGUUCUAAUGCACUUGAAAAGGAGGAGGCUGUUGUACAAUUUGAAGGACAGCCUGAACACACUUCACCUUCAUCGGUUCCUGGUCCUUCUCUUGCACAAAGGGACCAAUCCUUGAUUAAAAAUGAGCCAGACGAGAGUCAUAUGACUCCUGCACCAAUGCAAUCUGCUUCUUCGUUGAUAACAGAAACGGAUUAUUCUCUAGUGACUGGAGGAAGCUCACUCCCUGCUAGACAGCCCAGUGUUGGUGUCACUCUACAAAGCAAUCAGUUAGAUUUCUUGAAUGUGACCAAUGCAUCAGAAGCCAGGAGCCAACACAAUUAUCAGCACACUACUAACAUUGGAGAAAAUGCCCUGAAUUUGCCCAUUUCUUCCACUACUGAACAUCUGGAGCCUGGAAUGAAGAGGGAAAUGGUUGACCAAGUUAAUCCAAGUGAAAGAUCCCUAGCUGUAGUUGACAGUGCAACUACAACACAAUGGCUUAGAUCACCAAUGUAUGAUGCCAGAAAAUCCUCACCUGCCCAUCAAAUUACUGACUCAUACUCUAGCUCGCAACAUGGAUAUGACAUCUACACACAGCCAGCAGAUAACAUGACAACAGUUGUUAAGGUGUUACAAGAUGCACAAUCCCUUGAUAUUCCAAAGGCAGAUGUUGAUGGGGGUUUAACAGCCAGGAAUGAGCUUUCCACAGAGACUGUUACCACUUCCCCAACAGCAGGACUCCAGCACUUGACCAUGAAAGGAUUCAGAAAGGGAGUGACAUCAACUGAGUCAACAAGGACAGACACUUCGACUUAUUUCUUUGCAUUAACUGCACAGAGACACAUGCUGUCUGUAGAAGUUAACCCUGUUCUUACAUCCACCAGAAAUAUGAGAGCAGAGUACACCCCGAGUGGUAGUUACAUGGCAAUGCUGCAGACGAAAUCCACGGUACUACCUCAAAGGCUGACAGCAAAGGUUUCUAACAAAACACACAUUCCUACCACCCAGCAACCUGCGGUUGGCACCAAAUGGACGGCGACCAAUUUGAGUCUACCUCGGACAACGUCGAGAGCUCUUUCACCCACUCCCCGUCCCACCAAAGUGUUUCAAACGCAGACAUCAACUGUGAAAGGUACUGUGACAGUGAAGACAACUCCACCAGUUACCGGCAAGCCUGGAACCCAUCAUAACAUCAUGACAACAACAAUGGAUGGUAAAUCAGGGAACAACAGACAAAGUCCAACCACAAUGAUAGCAGUCAAUACUUCAACUGGUGUCAACACUUCAUCCAAAGGACAGGACUCACAACAUGGAUCAGAACGGGAAAAUAUCAGGCUGGUCAAUGCCCGGAAACCAGAUCACACGUCAAACUCAAAGCCAACUGUUGACAAUAGUUCAGAUGAAUAUAAAUCUUAUUCCCGACUGUGUUCCACAUGGGAUAGGGAGUGCAUCGCCAAUAAAACUUCAGCCCAGUGGAAUGAUCUGAAACAGACAUUGGGCUUUGCGUGGGAAAUGCAUGUUUAUGGGGCUGGAAUACUCUUUGUUAUCCUCAUGCUGAUGUCUCUUAUUAAUUUAAUUGGCUCUCCUAUUUUAUACAUUCCAGAUCUGAGCUAUCUCAUGGCAGCCAAUGCCCAACUCUUUGCAUUGGGUCUUUUAAGAGCUAUUUAUCUGUUCCUUGAUCCCUAUGGCAGCAAGUCCAAGCUUCCUCCGGUAGGUAGUUUGGUGUUGUACAACAUUACACUUCCCCUUCUCAUCACCACCUUUGGCAUUCUUACCCUGAUGUUGCUGAAGAUGGGGAAACUUCAAAUGCUCUCCUCAAACAUACAGAGCCCAGCCUUCUUGGCAGUGAUUGCAGUUAUCCAUUUUGUCAUUCUGUUAAGUGGCGAUCUCUUAUACUUGCUGCUGAAUCCUGCUGUGAAUAUAAUCCUCCAUAUCUUCUCAGUUUCAUGGGGAUCAUUUCUCAUCUUUGCAUUUUUUCUCAUCUGUCGCAAACUCAAGAUUCAAUCGGAAGCCACUGUUGGGCAAAUCCAGCAAUCUACUGUCCACAAUGAGGAAUCAAUUGAUCUCCAGAAUCCAGAGAGGGCACUGAAGCAGCUUUUGAUCUUCACAAGAGUGAUGGCAAUUGGAGGUGUCUUUGGAUUACUUUGCUGUGCACUGCAAGUCUAUGCUAUUUUAUGGAUGUAUGGAAUAUUGGGAGAGAAGGGUCAUUUCUAUUGGUCUUGGUGGUUCCUCCAGUUCUGGUAUCGAUGUUUUGAGAUUGUAAUAUCCUUUGCCAUGUGUUUCGUGACCUCCUAUGCAUUUUGUCAGCACCAAGGCCGGCCUGAUCACAUUUGUUGGAGCAAGAUUGUUCAAUACUUCGAUCGCUACAGGAAGAGGGAAGUGCCGGAAUACCCUAACAACUGCUAUGAUUGGUCAUCUGGAACCCAAGACAGGAUAACCAACAAUGACAUCUGCAAGAACCUUAUACGAAAUCAAUCAGAGAGUAUGCCCCUUAAAGCAUUGAAUGAAACUAAUGAACCGAAGCCAAACAAAAGUUACUGCAACAAAGAUGGCUCCAUGAUCUCUCUGGAUCACAGGCCCAAAAUACCAGUCCUGGGACCCAAAUCUCACAAUUUAAUGAUGGGUCGCUCAUUCACCAGCAUUUGCAUUGAGAAGGAGUCAGUGUUAUCCCUCAAUGUCUUUGACUUACGUCCACCUUCACCCAUCAAUCUUAGCCGAAGCAUUGAUGAAGCUCUUUUCAGGGAGCACAUCCUCAGAGACAGCUUGUUUCACUCUUCCAAUCUUCAGUAUCCCAGCGACAAAUCCGUGGAAAACUCUUCCUCCUCUUUGACAAUACGCAAAACACUUGACCAGGGUAAUGUCACACUGGGGCCAUUAGAGUUCAAGCGUCGCAACAGUGACCCAGACUAUUUGUACAGCCUAGCCAAGUGCAGCUCACUGAACAAUGUCCAAACAGAUACAUCCCAGCAGACCAGCCAGGAUCUUGAGCACACGCAAGCACCCAGCAGGUUGCACCGGUCAGCAUCCAGCAGUUCCUUGGACAGUGCUUCUAAAACAUCCUUUGGAAUCCAUUGGUACUCAUGGACACGUAACCAUUCCUCUGGCGAGAGUGUCCCCUCUGCUGACCCAGCUAGUGAGAGCCUCCUCCCGCCAAGCAAGAAUUUAGACAGUUCUGAAGUGAAAUUGGUGACAGAAGACCCCAACCUUGAAGCGCACAAGAGCUUUAUAGAAAUAAGAGUGAUUGAUGAUGUCAGUCUUUCUAGUGAUACCAUUGAACUUUAAUCCUUGGGCACAAGUUGGUUUGUUUAAUAGUAUUUGGAGAAAAUAUCAGAUCUGGUUGAAUUCCAGGCAUCUUGCAAUGUUUUUAAUAAGAACAAAGGCUCAUGAUUACCACUGAUUGAAAGGAGAGUAACAAGACAUGCAGAGAAAGGAGCAAGAAUACUUCGUCCUCAUUCACUGAAACUUGGUCAGCUCUUCACUCUCUGAUUGUGAGGCUGAAUGUUUAGUUCAUUCGACCAAAUUGGAUUUCUGUGAUCUAUCAACGUAUUGCAUUUCAAUAUUCAUUUGCAGUCACUUGAAGUCCAUUGUAACACUAAACAAAAGUAACUUUUAUAGGUUAGCACUUGAGUCUGAGACUAAUAACAAUCUUAAAAUUGCCCAACUAUCGUGAAAAGUGCUUAACCUGUUAUAAGGAGGCAGUUGGGAUAAUGAAUAGAUACAUUCUCGUUGCAAAAGAAAAUCUAUUUUCUUGAUUUGAAGCAAAAAUCGUCACGUGCUCGUAUUAUGAAGGAACAUGCUAUAUGAUUGUUUAGCACUUUAUUGGUCUGUCUCAGAUAUUGAAAUGCCAGAUUUCCUGAGGACACCACAACAGUCAUCCAGGAAAGUAUUAUGUGAACACACUAUUUUACCAUUAGUCACAUAAAUCUUUGAAUACCCUUACUAUGGAGGUAGGCACCAACUCUUUCUAUAGAGAAAAUGGUUCUGGAGCAAGACGUCAUCUUUGAAAUAAAAUAGAUUUCAAGAAUUACACAAUACAGACAAAAGCUGUUUAAUCCAGCAUCCCUGUGCCAGAUGAGGCCACUCACCUGAGAAAGAUUUGCAUUUAUAUAGUACCAUUCAUGCCCUCAAGAUAUUCCAAAAUCCUUCAUAGCUAAUCAAGCAGCUCUGAGGGGUAAUCACCAUUGUAAUUUAGGAAAUGUAGGCAGAGGGAGAUAAUUAAAAGCAGAGAGUGAGAGGGAGAAAGAGAAAGAGGCAAGAGAGGGCUAAGGGGAGAAACCCUGCCUGUUUUACAGCAUUGCAACCAGUGUCCUCUGUCACAAUUGACUUUUGUUGUGGUAAAUAUCAGAGUUUGUUGGAAACAUCUACAGAGUUGUGCCAUUCAGUUGAUCAAAUAUAUUGUUUGAAGGAUUCACCAGCUGUUGUAGGGUUUUUCCAGUAUGGUGUUUAUUCAGCUCUCCUGUUUCUAACAGUGGCUAUUGUAUUUCUGAAAUUAAACUGCCAGGAUUGUUUUCACAGAUCAAUUUGAGAUGGAUGAGUUGGAAAUGUUAAUCACUGUGUUUUACUCAAUUCUGCGAUCCUUGUACUUUCCCCCAUCCACCAUUGUUUUUGAACAUGAUAGGAAUGAGGGAUUACUUCAUAAUGAAAAUAGUCUCCUGUCUCCGCCAGACCCCUAGUUUCUUUUCUUUUCAAAAUGCUAAGAGCAAAGUGUAUUUUUCAAUUGACGUCACUUGUUUGAUGGCAAAGUUUUCACUGCUUCCUCACAUGUUACAAGAUGUCUUUUAAGUCAUAAUCUGCUGGCCAAAUCAGAACAAAGAAGAAUGUCUUGCAUAAAGCUGACAGAAGCAAAUCAUUAUGUGCAUAUAUACCUGCUAUUGCUAUGAUCAGAUCAUCUCCAGUAGGUUUAUAAUAGAUUGCGUGGUUUGGGCUGAACUGGAGUCUGUGGUAAUGAAUUCCAUUUAAUUUGAAUUCUCUCCUACUUGAUUCUAUUUGAACUUUUAUACUUAGGAAUCCAUUUGUUUCAUUAUUAAUCAUAAAUCAUAAUUCUAAAGGGGGUACAGAGCAGAGGGACUGGGGUGAAUGUGGAAAAUUCAUUGAAUGGGGAAGACAGGUUGAGGAAGUAUUUAAUUAUGUAUGUAGGACCCUGUAACAAUAGGCAUAGGUUACCAAAGCAAUAGAGUUAAUGUGACCCUGCAUAAAACACCAAUUCACCAUCAUUUGGAGUAUCGUGUUCUGUUCUAGGCAUCACAUUUCAGGAAUAUUGUGAAGGCUUUACAGAGGGUGCAGGCAAGGUUGGUGAGAGUGGUUUCAGUAAUGAAGGAGCUGAAAAUGUGUUGCUGGAAAAGCGCAGU